Molecule: messenger RNA, 1778 nt
Organism: Exophiala viscosa
Lineage: Eukaryota; Fungi; Ascomycota; Eurotiomycetes; Chaetothyriales; Herpotrichiellaceae
Product: nucleotide-diphospho-sugar transferase
Exons: 1
Coding region: 425-1462 (345 amino acids)
Biological process (GO): mannosyl-inositol phosphorylceramide biosynthetic process
Molecular function (GO): mannosyltransferase activity
Source: RefSeq, a predicted model, not a curated record
UAAGCCUUAAUUGUGGUGCCUAACCAACGGCGAUAAUCCCCAGACACUGCCACAAAACAUUUUCUAGUUCUCGCGGCCGUUACAGUACUCUUUAUCCAUCGCAAAGUUCAUCAUCAUCUACAACGUUUGCCUCUUGUCCUUCCUUCUGUCUUUCCUUCAACAAUGAUCUGUACACUCCUUUAGACAUAAUCCCAGACACCCACGCUCCCUACGACUCCUGCAUAUCCUGCGACCGACGAUACUCAUCAAGAUCGCACCGUCCACUACAAAGAUUGCAGUCUGCCUGAUCUCAUACUUUGGAAAUAUCACCGACUGCCCUGGACGUCGACUUCGACAUCCUGAGAUAGAGCCUUCCACUGCGCAUCGAGAAUCUAGCAUCUAAAAGACUGGCACAAUAUCCCCUUGAGUGGUGGACAACUUCGCCAUGCGUCGCAGUCUGCUCAUCUUCUUGUUCUCCGCCGUCGUCCUUCUAACCUUUGCUCUUCACUCCGUCUCAACUCUUAUUGCCCUCUUAUUCGAAGACGCCUCCCGCGAUGCGAUACCGCGUUCAGAAAUCCCGGCCCCGAACUCGAGCCUCGUCGAUACCCGCCCGCAGUUGAUCCCCAAGAUCAUACAUCAGACGUACAAGAAUGCGACCAUACCCCAACAAUGGCGAGCUGCGCAGAAGUCCUGCGUCGACCUCCAUCCCGACUACGAGUACAUUCUGUGGACGGACGCAAGUUCAAAAGAAUUCAUAGCGAAGGAGUAUCCGUGGUUUCUGUCCACGUUUACGGGGUACAAGCACAACAUCCAAAGAGCAGAUGCAAUCAGGUACUUUGUCCUGGCGCAUUAUGGCGGAGUCUACCUCGAUCUCGACGACGGUUGUGAACGAAAGUUGGAUCCUCUUCUAUCGUAUACCGCGUUCGUCCGUCGCACUGUGCCCACUGGAAUCAGUAACGAUCUGAUGGGCUCGAUACCCCAGCACCCAUUCUUCUUGAGAGUGAUGGAGUCUCUACAAGGUGCCGACCGGUCGUGGGUGUUACCAUAUAUCACCAUCAUGGCUUCUACUGGCCCGCUGUUCUUGUCCGUGAUCUGGAAGAAAUGGUUGGGCGAGCACGCGAACCUCGAUCCGGAGACAUGGGUUGGGAGGGUCAGGGUGCUGAUGCCUUCGGAGUAUAGCAAGCAUGCCUGGAGUUUCAUCAAGGAGUACAAGGGUGACAGCUGGCAUGGCGGCGAUGCCAGGCUGAUCUUCUGGAUGGGGAAGAAUUGGGCCCUGCUCACGGCGCUAGGGUUCCUGCUCGCUGGCGUCGUGGGCUUGGCUGUGUGGUGGGUGUAUUCGCGGCUGUUGACUUUGGGAUCAAGAAAGCGCGGUGCGGCGGGUGCAAGCCCGCGAAUGAGUCCGUUCCGGUUUGUUGGUAUACCGAGAUGGAUGGGGGGUGGUAAAGCGCAAAGUUAUGAGUUGGUUGAGCAGCAUGAUGCGUGAUAGUCUAGUCUACCUAGGUAUGUACAGAGAACCUGCUUACGACGGGCUCACUGUUGGUGUGGAGUCUUUUUAUGAGCGAUGGCGUUACUGGUGAUGAUAUACAUAAACAACGAUAGUGUCUAAUCUCAGGGUAGGUAUAGUCUGAUGGUCUAGCUAAUUGGUGCCUCAGCAUUGUGCUUUCACGGCAGGGCCUUGCUCCGGUCUGCACUGUGCGCCGUUAUUACUUUUCUGGCCCAGCAAAGUCGUGAAGCAGUGGGAUAUCAUUAUAAAGAUAGAACUGAAAUCCGGUUCAGGGCCGGCUAGAGUUGUAUAUUAC